GUGAUUGUUAUCUUCCGCGAAAAAUCAGUCAACAAGGGAGUUGUUCAACUUAAAAAGAGUUUUUUAGGUGGAAUUAGUUGAGGAAGCGAAAAAGAUGCUUAAAACUGUUCUGUGGUCUCUCCUUGUGGCUUUAUUUAACAUUGCAGUAGAAACAGAGGCGAGGACUGAAGGUCUCGUCAAUGUGGAUAUAACAGUGAGCACAAGCAAACUGAAGGAAACCAAAGAGUUCUACACAAAGUACUUGAAAUUUAAAGUUAUGAAGGAAACGUCAGGAUUUCUCUCGCUCCUACCCGGGCCAGGUGUUGCCUUUCUUGAUUUCGUCGUGGAGGGUGCAGAACACGCAUGCGCCAGACCUCAGUUGGCUAGGAAUUUUCCUGGGAAAGGCAUGUUUCUUACUUAUAAUCUGGGAGAUGUGGAUGCAGCUUGUGAGGAGUUCAACAAGUCUGGAUAUCCGCUGGCCAUGCCAAUAAAAACUGAGACUUGGUUUGAACGUCAUUGUUACGUCAUUGAUCCAAACGGGAUACCGCUGAACCUAGCUCAUUGGAAUGACACUCCAGCUGAACCAAAAGGCGUUAGCAGCAUGGUAUUCUAUUAUACCUCUCUCAAACUGUCUGAUUUACAAAACUGGUACAGUAAAAACCUUAACAUGACGGUGACGAGCGGGGUGGACCAGAUCGAUUGGGUGAUAAAGCUGACCGCUGCUAAAGGCACUGUGGAGUUUCGUCCAUUCCAUCCUAGAAACAUAACCAAUAACCCAGCUUCUUUCAUUCCGCACUUGCUGGAAGAAUUUGAUGGACAUGGCCUGUCAUAUACGUUUAAUUUCAACACAUCCACCGAAGUGGACAGGUGGUGCCAGUACCUUGAAGACCGCAAUCUGAACCUAAAGCGACCAUUAGGCUGGGUGGGUGGGCAUAAGAGAUGCGCAAUAGAUGACCCGAAUAGUGUGUUAAUAAAUAUAGCCACCCCUGGAUGGAACGAGUACGAAGAAGAGGUGAACUGCCCGGUCGAAACGAAAUCCGAAGCUCCAGGGAUUUUGAAAGGAGCCAGCAUCUUGUCCGUGGCUGUAGCGCUUCUUAUUUCAGUCUUGCUUUUUUAGCUCAGUAUAAGUGGAUAUGAACGGAGGAUGAAGUCGCUACAUUUUCCUUUAUUUUCAAUAAUUUUUUUAGGUCAUACCAACACAACGGUCAAAUGACCGCAUGUGCGCAGAGGCUAGGUGGCGUACAUCUAGGUUGUCAGAACCAAGUUGUCUUAUAAACAACCACACAAGCGAGUGAGUCGCGGUGUUUAAAUGCCGUAUGGCUUUUCUGGUAAAACCUAGCAAUAAAAUGGUACAUCAGCUGAAAAUUCGUAAUUACAUAAGUUACGUGUACGAAAAGUAACUAGCUUUCCUUUUCUUCACUUCUGUUUCCUUUCAUAUAGUUACCUGGACGUAUCAAUGUUUUUCUUUUUCUUUUUUGCAUAUUUGUCAUGAAAGCAACUGGUUCUUAUGUUUUCCUUUAAAAUUUUGCGCGGGAACUCGUCACACUGCUGGGUAAAAUUAAUCCUUUUGCACAUGCCGCACAUUUGACCGCUGUGUUUGUCAUACCGUUUUUGAGUGCAGUAAGGCAGUAGGACUCUACCUAGUUGUUUCUCUAUUUAAACAGUCCCAUAGGAAGCGCACGAGAGGUGCACGCGAGGGAAGAUGGUCCUUCGUUGUAGUAAUGCGUCAGUAACCAUAAAAUCGGUGUUUUAGUUAGUUUGCAUCGCUCGCUAUUAGAGCGAUUUUUGUUGCUGUUAUCGUUGUUAAUUUACAUGAAUACACGAAUCUUAAACUGGGUUUUUGUAACUUUUUUUCUGUGAUUUAAUUAAACUUUAUUCUCUAAACUCCUCA
Messenger RNA from Pocillopora verrucosa, 1870 nucleotides. RefSeq lists its product as uncharacterized. NCBI's taxonomy places the organism in Eukaryota, Metazoa, Cnidaria, Anthozoa, Scleractinia, Pocilloporidae. The record is from RefSeq and is a predicted model, not a curated record.